Molecule: messenger RNA, 7798 nt
Organism: Trematosphaeria pertusa
Lineage: Eukaryota; Fungi; Ascomycota; Dothideomycetes; Pleosporales; Trematosphaeriaceae
Exons: 3
Coding region: 76-7569 (2497 amino acids)
Biological process (GO): transcription initiation at RNA polymerase III promoter; 5S class rRNA transcription by RNA polymerase III
Cellular component (GO): transcription factor TFIIIC complex
Molecular function (GO): DNA binding
Source: RefSeq, a predicted model, not a curated record
CUUAAUUAUGCGCUGAGCAUUUCCACCGCCCUUUUUCCUUUCUACCGGGAGUUGCAAGGGGACGGGCGGAAGAAUAUGGCGGCGGGCUUCGACGAGCUAGUCGACUUUCUGCUGUCGGAGAUCGCCCUCUGCGGCAUCCAAGGAGCCGGCAGCGCAGACUUUCGCCGCUUUGUGCAAAAUUACUACGACGAAUUACGAAAGAAGCAGUCACCUGCGUCGACAAACCAGCGUGGCUCUUCUCGCCAGCCUGGUGAAUUAGGUCGCAAUUUCUACGAGGAGGUCUGGAAUUGGGUCAGCAACCACCCUGACAUACGCAUCUACCACCACGGAGAGGCGCGCAGAUUACCCCUGUCGGCAUUUGAGGCUCUCGAAUUGCAAGAGACGGGCGGCAAUGGAGCCGUAGCACGCAGCAACAACCCUCCCCAGCCAACGGUCGCUUCCACUGCGAACAGGCCAACGCGUCCAUCCAGCACACUUACUUCCUUUCGAAGCUUAUUGCGCCAGCGACUCCUGGCUGAAAACCGGAAUGGCGAUAGCGCACCCGCUCAACAAUCCAAAGGAUCCCCCCGUCCAAACCAGUUACAUAGCAUCGGAGAGCCGGUUCGUGCCAGCUCGGUUGCCCACGAACCCAACUACAUCGAGCCCGGAAUGCGUCGAGAGGGACGCGGUCCCCGGACAAUACCGAAGGGGAUUCGAGCAGCCGUGCCCAUAUUUGACCGGCCAUCCGACAAGAUCACUACCCCUAGGCUUUUUGCCAGCCAGAACCGCACUUGGCAGGCGAUUACAGGCCACUCGAUUGACUUGAAAAAGGUCCCUAGCAUGGAGUUUGUGCUUCUAUCCAUCAUCGCAACACGCGGCCCUGACGGUAUUGCUCAGCCUGAGUUGGUCGAGGUAGCUCAGCAGGACAAGCGAUCGGUGCCGAAGAGGACAGAUGAGCUUGCACGGAAGGGCUAUAUCGAGAAGAAACCAGUUCAAGUGGGGAGAUUGCGUACAAGCUUGCUGGUGCACAAGAAGUACAUCAAGGAGGACCACUUCACGAAGGAACCUCAGCGCAUUGAGGAUGUUUUCCGAAGCGGCAGAACUUUUGUUCUAUCCGGAUUCGUCCAUGUGCUUGCCCAAUUUCUGAAAGAAGUCGGUGUCAUUCCAAUGCGUGAUCUGAGAAGAAGGAUGGGCGUGUCAGUCCAGAAAUGGAACGGCCGGGCUGUGCGCGGCGCGAUCGUUCGCUUAGAGCAGACAGGAAUGCUCAAACGAGUACGGGCCCACAAGAAAGGAGCUCGUGAGAAUUGGCUCGUGUGCGUCAAGCUCCUCCGAGAGCCCAACGAUGAAGAUAUCAAGAACCUCAAGUUUAGGUCUCAGGUCGCCGAGGAAGAGCCAGCGGAAGAACCUCUUCUCGAGGAGGACGCUGAAGGCGAUGCUCUAAUGCGCGAUAUUGAACUAGAUAUGAUAAACGAAGUGGACUCAGAGAACGAAGACGGUCUGGAUGACAUCGAUCGCAUCCCACCGCAAUGGAAACCCGAUCGAAUGCUUGCGAACCUGCUGUUCGAUACUAUCGAUCUGACGGGUCAAGAUGGCGGAGACGCGGCGGCGCUGCGCAACAGGACCACGGGCAAGUUCUGGAAACGUCCCCUGGAGUCUCUCCUCUGCCGCUUGACAGACGACUGGGAGAAGAGCCAGCCCUUGCACCUCCGCCACCUCGCGGUUAUCCGAGAUACGGCGGUCACUGUCGAGAAGAAGUUCGUCCAUUACGUCUAUCGAACGCGCGGCAACUUCCAGAAAGCUGUCGACGCGGGCGAGGUGUCCUGGGAAGGCGUGAGCAAAGAAGCAGCAAAAAAGUCUUCCGGAGAGAAACGCGGCCGACCGAAGAACGAUGUUCAGGACAGCCUAACUCUUGAUGAAUGGGGUUUCUCGCCGCUCAAUGCGAAUGAUUUCCACCGUCGAUCUGGGCUGGCAACUCUGUCAGAUUGUCGAUCAGCGAUUGUGCACAGGGGGCGUCACGGUCAACAUUGGGACAAUGUCUUGACACAAGAGAUGGGUUACCAGAAGCCCAUGAAACCACAUUCCUCCCUUCACCCAAUCCAGCUACCAGCAGGUACCCCUCGGACGGUCAUCCUAAGUCAGGAAGAGUACAAAGCAGCCGAACUCAAGCGCUGGCAAGAUAAUGCAAACGGAGCAUUGCAGGGGAUGAGUGAAGUAGCGGUGGGAGCCCAGACCCCAGCAUCUAAUGCAGAUGGCGAUAACGAACUCCCCUCCUCCCUCCCAGAGGUCCCAUUUCAUAAACCAAGGCCAGCAGCAGCUCCAAUUCCCUUGCUCACUAUGGAACAAAGAGUAGCCUUAGGCUUACCUGUGAAAGGCCGAUUAAGUCAAGAUAUCGAGAAGCAGAUACGUGCUCACCGACGGAAAACGGGAGACCCGACGUCGUUGCCUGAUGUGAUCGUCACGAAAGAUAACCCUCGUGCUUCACAGCGACGAGUUGGUCCGGUGCUUCUCUCAAAAGAGGAGAGGUUAGCCCGCGGCUUGCCAGCAGUGGGUCGGCUAAGCAAAGCUGUCGAAGAUCAGAUUCGACAGGAGCGUGGUCUGGCUCCCAAGCAUGCUCGCCCGAGACAGCCCCGCAAUAAGAAUUCUAAGGAGGCCCCUUUGCUCACGAUAGAACAAAGGAUCACUAGGGGUUUACCGCCAAUCGGCCGUCUGCCGCAGAAGCUCGUUGACAAGCCUCGGCGCAAGCGUGAUAUAGGAGCCUCAUUGGAUACUGAAGAUACGGAGUUUGAUCCGGAUGACAACGAAGGGGAUACCACCAUGAAUGAAGACGCGCAGAGUGAUGCACGCCUGGAGCCGGAACCCGUUGAAUCAUCACCCUUCACUCCAUCAAGCCAACAGUUAGGCGAUGCGGCGCCUGACACUUCCGGCACGGCAGGAUCACCUCUUCGGCGUGCAAUUGUCCCGGAAAAGCGUAGAUUCAGCCAAAUAGACGAGUAUGUUCAGCAGCCUUCAAAGAGGAUGGCGGUUGAAUCCGGGUUACCGGAGAGAAACGGCAGCCCUGAAGAGACUCUAGACUUUCCUAGUAUACGUCUUCCAGCGAAGCGUACGUCAGAAGCCUCAAAUAUCGAUACGCCCCACAUCGCUAAAAAGCCUUGUACUCAUACCAAACCGUCACCACCGGCACCGGUUGCAGAGGGCUCCCGCAGCAUCCCGGUUCCUAUUGUGUCGCCGAAUGGGGAUGGAGCUGUUCUCAGCACCGAAGAACCAGUCGCCGCCUCAGGGUCCAAGCCUGGGCGGACUCGCGCACACGGACCGCCGCUCCUGGCAGACCCAGCACCUCAUGUUCCUAGCGAAUCGGAGAGCCGGGCCCGGCAGAUCGUAACGAUGUACAAGAACCGAACCGAACCUGGUAUCUAUAUCAACCCAUAUGCCACACGGUCCAGCGGGCGCGGUCGACCACGGAAGGCCUUCAUAGUGACAUUCAAGUCAGCACGUCUCCAAGGACUUGAAUGGUUCAGGCUCGAUCCCAGCAGUCCUCCCAUAACCCGUUCAAGCACCGCAACCCAUCCUGCUCAGAAUAGCACUUCUAUAAAUCCGUACAGUCCACAAACGACACGCCCCCUUUCUGCUAAGCCCAAUUCCGGCGCUCAAGGGAAGACUGUCUCACCUCCUAGCGGCAUCAUUCAUCAUGUCGAAUCAUCGCAAACCGAAGUGGAGACGUCCUCUGAAGGAUUGCCGAGGCCAGUCACACUGCAAGAACAGGGGAAAGAAAAGGUCUCGUCUCUAGAGGGGCAGAUGAGCAAAGCGAGCGCAGAAGUGCCACCAACACUGGACGUUCCAAUGACGCAGCAUGCUUCAAGUCCGCCGCAUCCCAUGGCUCCAGGCUGGAACGCAAUCAAUGCGCCUACCUUGGCUCCUUCAGCGUCAUACCAGAGCCCGUACGGCCCCUCAGUGCUUGCUCCAUCUUCACCUCAAUCGCCAGCACCUAGCGAAGGGGUUCGUGGCUUUGGAGAUGAUACUCCUGAUCUUAUGACGCUGCCCGGAACUCCUGCCGCGACCGAGGAAGCACGCGAUUCUUCUGCCGUUCCGGAAGUAAUCACGGUCGAGGACGAGUACCUCUCAAAGAAGCAAGGAGCUUUCACAUCACGUGGUGUCGUCCUUGGAAAAGGCAAUAUCUGGGGUCACCGUACCAGGAUCAUCAAUGACAUUCUUAAUCGCUGCAAUGGCGCCUUUCCGUUAAAUGGCGAGAUCAAUCCGCUCUUCGAGGCGCUCUGGGCUCAGACUGUUUCGAAGAAAACCCCUGUACCUGAGCGUUCUACCAUCGUAAACACGAUAAGGAACUUGAUCCAGGACCCUUCGCAGGGAUUGAAGAAGAUGACUUUCCAGAUCCAAGGCAUAACCGAUGGAUUGAUGGUGAAAAGGUUCAUACUCGCUAGAAAGCACCUUUCGCCUACUAGUCCGGAGGUCGUUCGAAUCCGAGACGGCAUGAUACAGUGCUAUCCAAACAAAUACUAUCCACCCGAGGUUCGCGAUCUUGUACAGAAAGAGCCAAAGGCUCCGCCAAAGCCUUUACCGGAAAUUGACGAGACAAUUCAGAUGGAUGAUCUAUAUCCUCCAGUCGAAAGGAGACUUCUGCAGCGUAUCAGGGCCGCGUUGCGGCGCAGGGAUGAGCAAUCUGAGAAGAAAAGCUUGAAAGUCGCUGAAGACCGAAAGGUGCAGAAUAUAGCCGCGGAGAUGGCACUACCAGAGCUACGCUCCGGCUCUCUUGGAGGUGCUCGAGCCAAGGGUAUGAGGCUUGCUAGCCUGAGCGAUGCGCGACAGCCGAGCCGCACCGACUUGGGUCAGCACCAUGCGCUUCACGUAGAUGAUGGGUCGGAAGAGGAAGAGGCCGAAAGGGCAAGCUCUCCCACACCUUCUGAUUCAUCCGAAGCUGUCCCUCCAUCAUCGCUCCACCCGCGAGUACCGAGGGGAAUUUCACCCGCGCUCUCUGAUUCCUCUGAAGACGUUCCGCUCUCGAUACUUCGCUCUACAGCAGCGGGUCCGUUAAGUGGCAAGAGGACCCACGACAAUGGACAUCAGUCAUCUGGAUCAGAACCGCUCUCUGAUCUUGGGGUAACAGAACGUCAAUCAUCUACUAAGGAUGCUUUCAAGGACGGAGCUCGUUUGCAAUCGUCCGAUCUAACGGCUCCUGCAGUUCGCUUCUACCCGAACAUUGGUGUAUUCUCGACGGAGCUCCGCCCCCUCGAAGACCAAAGCGGCGGUCCCGGUCCUAUCCCCAUCGCGGCCGCUGCGAAGGGUAGGAAGCGUGUCAGGAUUGUGGAACCGUCGACUGAAGGCCCUCGCAAGCGAACUCGACUCGAUGGACGAGAACCAGUCGCUGAGACGGGUGAUCUGUACGUCAACUCAGGCAGUGGAGAUACGGAAGAGAGCUAUGAGGAGACCAUCGUCCCCCCCAAACGCAAGUAUAUGCGUCACAAGUUUCCACAGCACCCCACGCCUACUCUGGUCGAACGCUUGACAGGUCUGACGGGGGAUCCGGGUGCCCCCAUCUACCAGCCUCCUACUAAAAAGCGGAAGACAUUCGCCUCCUGGGAGGAGCGAAAAGCGAAAGAUAGAGCACGUAUCCGCGACCGAAAAGACAACAAAAAAUACCCCGAGGUCCUAGAUCCAGUGGACAAAUUCAAGGAGUGGUGCUGUACGCUCGUUAUUGCUUCAAGCAUGUCUAGCGAUGACGGGAACGUGGACUGGAGCAUCGUGAGUAAAGUCUAUGGCGAAGAUCGGGCCUUCGAUCUCGAGAAGACGAAGAAGACGUGGUCAUGGGUGCAAGAAAACAUGGCGACGCAGCUCAGCACGCUGACAGAGUCGUUUCAAUCAGCGUUCCUUCAGGCAUAUGAGACGGGAAAGAUCGCUAGCAUUGAGGAGCCAGAAACCUACGAUUGGGCAAGUCUGGUCCAGUGGGCACUUCGACACUGCAAAUACCCCGAGCUGCCUCUACCACAGUCCCGUAAGGCUCUGCAAGACUUCGUGAUCGAUAUAUCGAGCUACGAGGUUCUGGACCGGCCUGUCUGGUACCGGGAUAGCCUGGCCGCCAACGGCAGAGCUAAGCGCUUGCUGAAUUACGCCUUUGCGGCGCCCCUCCACCAGUCUGACAAUUUGACAACGCCAGCCGAGGACAGCGUGGUUAAAGCUCGGUCCUGGAUCCGGGCGAAUACGGCGACGCCGCAGCUUCUCUACAAUGGAAAGAUGGCACACGACAAACUACGCACACUCGGUGAUCCGGUCCUUGAACGUGCCGUGACCGACUUCGUGCAUGCCAGCUUCCUUCGCAUGAGGAAGAUCAAGCGCCUCCUCCCUGGUCGCAACUACAAUUUCACCGCAACGUCCGCGAAGCACUACCGGCGCGCUUUCGAACUGAAAGACUUCAUGGCUGCGGUCAAGCUCAAGAAGGAUCUCGACACUGCUUUUGCGGAUGAUGACCCUGAGAAGCGGGCCUUCAAUAUUUCGCGCACCACCCAGGAUGGUGCUGUCAUGGCGGUCCUCUCCCUUGUCGGCGACGGCAGGAUCAAACUCAUCCCUAAAUUACCACCCGUCAACAACGAAUUUGAUGCUUCACUUCCACGAUUGUCCGUCUGGGGUUUCUGCGAGGGUGACUACAUCCAUCGUACCAUCGACCGCCAGCGUCUCUUCUGGCCAAUCCAUGCCGUGCCAACUUCAGACUAUGAGUUCGGCAACCCACUCCAACCCGCCCCUUUCCCACUCGCUCCCAAGGAAACCGGCGAGCCAGCCGACUGGCCCCGCUUGCCCGAUCCUCCCCUGCCAGGCCGCCACAAUCCCGACGCCCCCCUUCCCAUCUGGAGCAACGUCAACGGGCAAACCGUCACCUGGCCUUGGUGGAACCGCAUCCUAAACCUCGUCCUGCAAGCCCUAAUGUUCCAGCCCGGCACCUCGGCGCCCGAAAUCUUCCGCCACUGCCCCAAGCACACGACCGAGCUCUUCGAAAUCGAGCUUGUGCUCGAGUGGCUCGAGCAAGUCAAAGCCGUGAAGCAGACGCCACAUGGCACGUAUGAAGUGCAGCCAGGCUUUUGGGCGGCCUUUGGCGAUUCCCUUAUCGACGAAGAGAAUGACUGGUUCGGCGAGCAUGUCAAGCGCAAGAGGACAAAUACGACUAAGUUGGCGUGGCGCGACGAGUACAAUUUCCGCUUUUCGACGCUGCAGGCGGGGCAGAACCAGGGGCCGAGAGAGAAUGUCGACAGCGAUUCCGAGGGCGAAGAGGUGCAGGGCGGAGAGAAGACUCUUCAAGAGAGGAUUCUAGAGAAUUCGCGCGCACAGUACAGAGUCACGAGGGAAGCUCUUAUGCCGUUGCCGCACACUCAACACGAUAUGGAUUCACCUGCGUCUCGGGUUACGUCCGCUCGGUACGCAGUGGCGGCACCAAGGACUCAAGGACCACCUCCACCGCAUGAGAUGCCGAUCGAUCCCCAGCUCGAAGCCAGCCCAGCGGCUCGGGACGUCGUCAUGACCGAUGCGCAGGAUAUCGACGCGGAAGGCGAGGAUGUGGACGCGGAGGGAGAACCGGAUGACGAACUGCUCUGAGUAGGGAGUAUGAGUGAGCUACGAUUCAUGAGGAGGAUAGAUGGGGAUCUCCAGAUGAGGAAAAAGUUAUGCGGCUUUCGCCAUUUUAUGUGUAUUAUAUGCAUUGCAUUUCCCUGGCGCAUCCUGGUGGAUGGAGGCGACUCUGGCUUUAUGGGAUGAUACCACAUGAGUUUUCGGGCAUUUCGGGUUAGUUCUGUAGAUAGGACACUACUAGGAAUGGAUAUUCAAG